AUGGACGAGUUUAUUCGACAAGUGACUCAUGAUAAUGAACUAUUCGAAAAACAAUGGCCUAACAUAUAUGAUCGAUUACGAAAAAUGUUCAAUGAAUAUGAAGAGAAACAUACUGAUAUUUCAAAUUUCAAGAUUAAAGUUUUAGAUGCUCUCGUCGAUUAUGCACUUGCAGAAUCGACCAAUGAUAGCGAACCGCUCUAUGUUAAAGUUGUGUUUAUUGAGCAUACUGUAAAACUAUUAGUCAAUGAUCCAUUACCAUCAUUGACUGAUCUUGUACGUAUCUUGCGACGUAUUCUCGAUGCAAACAAUAUAUUUCAUAAGUGGCAUCUAGCCUGCAUUAAAACGUUCUAUUAUGAAUUUCAAUUUGGUAAACGUUUAUCAUCGACAAAAUCAAUUGAUUUGAUCGAAUUAAUUUUUCAAAGUUUUCAAAAGCAUUCAUUUUUAAAUGAACAAGUAGAUAAACAGACACAAGAGCAAUGGCAAAAUUUUUUAUCUAGGCAAAUGUUCUCUUCAUUGUCAAUGGAUAAUAAUGUAUUAAAUCGAGAAGAAACAAUGUUGGCCAUGAGAUCUGCCUAUCAACAAUUGUUCAGGUAUGCUGCUCGUAUGUCUGGUCAAUCAAAGGUCUGGUCAGGUGUUGUAUCAACACUGACGCGAACAUUACCAACAUUAUUCGAUGAGUAUUCAAAUCCAAGUGAUGCUAAAGCCGAUCUAGUAGAAUGUGUUAAACAACCAAUUUCAACUGACUUUAUCGAUUUACUUGUUAAAUCUUAUAAAAAAAGUGUUCAUCUAUUCAAAAUGAAUUCAUCGGAAAUGCCAACUGUGAUUGAAAAGCUUCUAUUAAUGGAUCAGAUGAGAAAAGCUCGUGAUUUUAUCGAAGACAUAAUUGUUGCCCAUUUUGAUUCGGCAAUCGAUAUUAUAGAUCCUUUAAUUCAUAUGUUUAUACGUACAUGUCCAAUGGUAAAUAUCAAUAGUCGAAAUGAAUUAUGUAAACAAGUUAUAUCACAUCUAGUACAUAAAUUGGGCAAAGUUAAAUGUAACAAAAAAUUUGCACCACUCUUUUUUGAUUUUGUUCUUGUCAUACUCGAUUUACAUGUACUGGAAGCACCUAAAUGUGCUUACGAUUUACUUGAGAAAGCUGACUUCUAUCCAUGGAAAGAAUUAGCACCGAAAUUCAAAGAUCUUGUUCGAUUAUGUGCUGCCUACGAUACAGUAAAUGUAACAAGUUAUUUUAGUGAUCUUGAUAAACUCGAAGAUAUUCUUAAAAUAGUCGUCGACAGAGCUAAAGUUAAUACCAUCAUUUUUCGAUCAACACAUGAUGAAGCUCUACAAGCUAUACUUCGUUGGUCAGCGACACCGGUCGAGAAUGGUAACAAAAAACCAUGGCUUACACAUGUUUACAGAAUGGGACAACCGAUGAUAGGACUCAUCGAUCAAAAACAAGUUACUGCCGAAAUUUGUUCUCAAUUCAUUAAAGCACUCGAACAGAGAAUUAUUGAUAAUGAGGAUGAUGAUGAUAAUCAAGAAACAACAAGUCCAAUGAUGACAUCAUUUUUCAUUAGCUUAGCAACACAGUUAGGAAAGUAUAUUGAAGUUCUUAAAAAUUUUCCACACGAAGCUCAUCGUCAAUUGGCUUCAUUUAUUCUAAUUGCACUCCAACGUCCAUAUCAAAAAGAAAAUGGACAAAUGUCAUUCGAACAUAUUAUAACAAUGAUUAUUUGGUUUAAACUUGCACAAUGUCUCACGAAUGAGGCUGAUUUUCGUCUUUAUGAAUCAUGCAUUAAAAAAAUACAUUCGUUGGCAUGUGAUAACGAUGAGAAAACAUUUUUUGAUUGGUGGAAUACAUUUUGGAGUAUUGUCGGUAUGAAACUACCUGAUGUGGCUGCCGAUUAUGUUGAAGAUUUUCUAAACGAUUUGCUUGAUCGAAAACAAGUCAAUAUGAUUGGUCUACUGCCAACACUUUAUCCUAAACGUCCUGAACCAUAUCAUGCUCGACUAGAUGAAUUAAUCAAUAGUAUGUUUUCUGGCGAUAUAUCAUACGUAUCAUCACUAGGAAAUAUCUUUUACAUCAUUGCCAAAGAACAUCCUGAAUUAGUUACAGAAGAUCAAGUCAAUAAUAUAUUCGUUUCACUCAACGAUCAUAGCGGUACUUCACUAGGACUUCAUCAAGUUUUUCAAGGACUGGGCUUUGUGGCAAAUGCACAACCUCACCUAUUUCACAAACAUCAUACUGCACUCUUGCGUUUCAUUGUUGAACUACAGAAUAUAUCAGCUUUUAUUUGUCUUCAACAAUAUUUUGUUGCAUCGACUAUUGUUGAUGGUGAACAACAAGCCAAUGAGUCUCUUACAUUUCUCAUUGAUCUUCUAAAACGUGGUUCUGCAAUUACAAAUGAUAUUCGAAAACUAAUCUUUCACACAUGUCAAUUAGUCGGUGUAAUAAAUAAGCAAGCACUCGAAAGUAAAAGAACAGAUUUAGAAGCAUUCAAUUCGUUUCCAGAAUGCCGUACAUUGAUUGAUUUUAUUGAUGGAAAAAAAAUGAGUGAAGAAAAUCAAGCUGCAAUAAAUCAAACACGUGAAGAAAUCGUACAAAUGGAAAAACGUGUCGUCAAAACUGAGAAAGACGUGCAUAAUAUAACAAAUGUUGUAAAACGACAAGAACUGAAUGUAACCAAUCUUGGUGCACGUGUCGAUUCGGUUGAUACACGUUUAAAUGAUGUCACCGAACAAGUACAGACACAGGCACGAGAAAUCGAACGUAUCGAUGCCAAAACAUUAAGCUAUGUACCAGCAGAAUGGGGUCGUCAAGUAACUAAAUUAUUAAAUCAUCGAGCAGAUAACGAUUGGCGUUUACUUGGUAAACGUUUCGGUUAUUCGACUAGUGAAUUACGACAUUGGGCUCUUCAAGCUGAUCCAUCUAUGAAUUUAUUGAACGAAUGGUUCAUGACACACAAAACUGAUGAAGCAACCUAUGGACUUGUCAAGAUGUUGGAUGAAAUCGGUCGACAAGAUGUUACAACAAUUAUUCGUGAAGCCGUUUCAGCAGCCGGCCAACUCAUUCCUGAUGAUAUGCCUAUUGAAAUUAAACGUCUUCCGCCUGUCUUUCUUUCAUAUCAAUGGGGAACUCAAAAGGCCGUCUUAACACUCAAGACUCAUCUUGAAGAAGCCGGUUAUGCAUGUUGGAUGGACAUUGGACAGAUGGGUGGUGGUGAUAAAUUGUUUGCUAAAAUUGAUGCUGGUAUUCGGGGAGCAAAAGUUGUCAUCUGUUGCAUGAAUUCAGCGUAUAGUGAAUCAGAUAAUUGUUUACGUGAGGUUCAUUUAUGUAUCAGUACAGGCAAACCAAUAAUUCCUUUACAAAUGGAAAAACAAACGUGGCCACCUGAAGGUGCUCUCGGUCCAAUCAUGAGUGAAUAUUUAUACAUUAGAUUUUAUGAUCGUAAAUCGAAUUCGGACAACUAUUGGCCUGCAGAUCGAUUUACUGAACUUCUCGGUCAAAUCCGCUAUCAUGUAGCACCAGAUCCAGAUAUGAUCAGUGAACGAUAUAGCAAUUGGUUUGUACCACGUGUCGAUAAUUUAAUCUUUCUUCAGCCAACAUCCAAUGACAAUAAGAAUAAACAAGUUGAAUUGAAAGAUGGUACUCCGCUCGUUGUCAUUCAUCCACAAGUAAUGAUUUCAUAUCAAUGGGAUCGUCAAACUGAUAUUGUUGCUCUCUAUAAACGAUUGACACAAUUGGGCUAUCGUUGUUGGCUUGAUAUAUUUCAAAUGGGUGGUGGAGAUUCUCUAUUUGAAAAGAUCGAUGCUGGAAUUCGUAAUGCCAAAUGUGUACUUGCUUGUGUCACUCCAAAAUAUACGAAAUCAAUCAAUUGUCGACGAGAAAUGUCAUUGGCCGAUGCACUUACUAAACCGAUUGUUCCAUUGUUACUUGAAGAUACAAGUACGUGGCCACCAGCAGGUCCCAUGGCACUCGUCUUUACUGACAAACCCUACAUUGAUUUUCGUCAUCAGAAUGAAAACAUUCAAGAUGGUCGAGAUAUAUGGUCAUUGAAAGAAUUCGAACAAGUACUUGCUCGAUUGAAAAUAGCUGUUCCCGAAGUUCAAACAGAAAAGCCCCGAAAACAUUUACUCGAUAUGAAACGGCCAACAACAGCCUUAGGACAAGCUGAACAUAAGAAACGACCAGUACGUAUUCGAAGUGCACCAAGUGUUCCACAAAGUCGAGCAUGUUCUCUUAUGUAA
This is a messenger RNA of Rotaria sp. Silwood2, 4230 nucleotides long. The record is from the annotation of a GenBank genome assembly. Lineage: Eukaryota; Metazoa; Rotifera; Eurotatoria; Philodinida; Philodinidae.